Messenger RNA from Lactuca sativa (garden lettuce), 876 nucleotides. RefSeq lists its product as uncharacterized. Gene Ontology annotation, molecular function: nucleic acid binding; zinc ion binding. NCBI's taxonomy places the organism in Eukaryota, Viridiplantae, Streptophyta, Magnoliopsida, Asterales, Asteraceae. The record is from RefSeq and is a predicted model, not a curated record.
AUGGCUAUCAUUGGAGCUCGCACACUGAUUUUCCGAGAGUUCCGUGCUUGUGGAGCCCCUACGUUCCAUGGGGAGAGGGACCCCAUUGUCAGUAGGAGGUGGUUAGCAUAUAUGGCUAACACGUUCAGGACGAAUUUUUUCCCCGAGGAGGCGAAGGUCAAAUAUUUUUCCUGCCAGUUGAAGGUUCGGGCAUGUGAUUGGUGGGAGGAAAUCGGUAGUAAGUUGGGUGAUGAUGCGGUCGAUGCUAUGUCAUGGGAUGAUAUCUUGACCAGGUUCCGAGCUGAGUUUGCACCUGAGAUUGAGGUACAUCUGCUGGCUCAGGAGUUCCUAGAUCUCCACCAGACUACUAAGACGGUGGCAGAGACCACUGCCAAGUUUCGGGAGAGGGCUUUAUUGGUACCACAGUAUGUAGCAGACGAGGAUAUAAAGAAAGUAAGGUACCCCGAUAUGCUAUGGGAUGACAUCAGGAAAUUCGUGAGUAUUUCAGGGUGUGAGACCCUGAAUGAUAUGAUCUCUAGAGCCCGAGAACGGAAGAUUGAUUUGGAGCACAUUGAGAAGAGGAGGUCAGAUCAGGUGCAUACUAUGGAAGGUAUGGGGAAGAGGCCCAAGACUUCUGACCAGCAUUCGAGAGGCCAUCAAGACCAGAGUCAAUGCAGCAUGUACGGGAAACUGCAAGAUGGGGCUUGUCGUUCCAGGGGUUUGGGUUGCUACAAGUGUGGCCAGGUUGGCCACAUCAGCAAGGACUGUCCUCAGGGAGCAAGUCCGUUAUGCUUUCACUGUGAUCGGGUGGGCCACAAGAAGGCCGACUGUCUGACGUUGAGGGGAGGAAUAGUGAGCGUGUCUGCUCUGGCUUCUUUGAGGAUCACCGAUGGAUGA